Oppiella nova is the source of this 4826-nucleotide messenger RNA. The record is from the annotation of a GenBank genome assembly. NCBI's taxonomy places the organism in Eukaryota, Metazoa, Arthropoda, Arachnida, Sarcoptiformes, Oppiidae.
AGCGAUCCUCUACACUACGACACCGCCAUUCUGCUCACUCGUGAGGACUUAUGUCGACUGCCAAACACUUGUGAUACGUUAGGCUUAGCACAAUCCGGACAGAUAUGUGAGGGAAGGGCUAGUUGUGCCGUCAUCGAAGACAAUGGACUUAGUGCUGCUUUUACCAUAGCUCAUGAAUUAGGACACAUCUUAAGUAUACCCCACGACGACGACGACAAAUGUGUUAAAUACCGCGAAUACUCGGAAGAAAACAAGCAAUUCAUUAUGGCUCGUAUGUUGGACUAUACCAGCCAUCCCUGGUCCUGUGACGGCAAUGGUGACUGUUUGCUGGACAAGCCAUCGCAUAACCUACUCAAUGACAUACUGUGGCGAAGUGACGAUCACUUUUCACUGAUGGAGUUACGACAGCCGGGUCAGCUCUUUGAUAUGGACCUCCAGUGUCAACUGGUGUUUGGGCCCACAUCACGCAUCUGCCCCUAUAUGCCUGUCUGUAAGCGUCUCUGGUGUACAAUCAGUUCAGAGGGGGGCGGGUGUCGCACCCAACAUAUGCCAUGGGCUGACGGCACACCCUGUGCUCAAAACAAAUGGUGUCAACGCGGCGAUUGUGUCACUACAGUCCGACAACUAGAGUCACAUCCAGUCGAUGGCCAAUGGGGUCCAUGGAAUCCAUUUCAAGAGUGUUCCCGCAGUUGUGGUGGAGGUAUACAGAAGUCUAGCCGCGACUGCAAUCAUCCAAAGGACUUUGUGGUCAGUAUGUUUCAUAAGACUAUACGAUAUGGAGGCAUAACUGUAGAGUAUAGCGGAUCUAAUGAAGCAAUUGAAAGGAUUAAUACGAGCAGAACAUUGACGCGACAAUUGUAUGUUGAGGUGUUAAGUGUGGGCAACUUGUCGUCUCCAGACAUCAUAUAUCACUACACAAUUACUAUGAAACGCAACAAACAGGUCCAGCAAACUAUCACUUCACAUAUUACACAAUCUCCCACUGCCAUAAUCAACACCAACACCAAUACUACUGCUAUAAGCACUUCCAGUGCCAUAACUGUCACUCAUAUUAAUAGCCAAUCUGAAAGCACAUCCACGACAAUAGCCAUAUCGUCGCUGACCAGUACUCCCUUCACUCCAUUCUAUCCAUUGACUAAUUUAGCGACAAUUUCUGAAUCAAGUGUUUGGACACAAGUGAUGAGUACUGAGACCACAUUCGUCUCGACAAUCAGUCACAGCACCGAUAGAAGUGAUAGAACUGAUAGGACAGACAGGACUGAUAGAACAGACAGGAGUGACAGCAUUGACAAUAUGAUAGGCGUGUCGACCAAUGAGUCGUCCAACUCGUGGCUGUACUCGCAAUGGACCCAAUGUUCGGUGUCGUGUGGGAACGGCACACAAACCAGACACUCGUUUUGUGCCNCUGACAGCAUUGACAAUAUGAUAGGCGUGUCGACCAAUGAGUCGUCCAACUCGUGGCUGUACUCGCAAUGGACCCAAUGUUCGGUGUCGUGUGGGAACGGCACACAAACCAGACACUCGUUUUGUGCCAAAGAGACGGAUGCCCGACACUGUAUACCUGAGACCAAACCUUCACCACAAGUUCGUCACUGUUUCCGUGUGUGCAGUCUAUUCCAGUGGAAGUCGUUUGUGUGGUCACAAUGUAGUGUCACGUGUGGAAAGGGCUUCAAAUCACGGCUCAUUCAAUGUCUCGAUUGGACUAAUACUGUAGUUCCCAAUCAGUUCUGUGACCCGUCCACCAAACCCAAGAGCGCUGCUAUCAGUUGUGAUGAUAUAUACAAACGCGGAAAUGCAAGAAGUGAUGGCGAGUAUUCAAUUUAUAUCCGGGGAGUAAUGGUUCGCAUAUAUUGUUAUGGCAUGGAAUCGGCCAAACCCUUGGAAUACCUCACAUUGACGGCCGGGGUUCUGGAAAACUAUAGUGAGAUAUACAAUAAAAGGCCCACUAAAGUAGAUGUGUGUCCUUACAAGGGGGACAAGUGUGAGACCUGUGCCACCAGUGAUGCGCGUAUUGGUGGCGGACUCACACAGUUUCAGAGGAUUCGCAUCAAUAUUACUUCACUGGUAGUGUUCGUUAAACUUCCCGUGCCCCGACUCACACAGAGGCUUCUGCGCCACCAAUCAGGUCCCCUUGUUUCGUUGGAGACACAGCGUCUUAUGGCAGAACCAGUUCCCGGCAUUUCUGCCAUUCCUGAUGAGAGCAAUGCCCGCUAUUUCCAUGUGGUGGUGGCCGGACCUGAAGAGUCUCCAUUCGAAGGCGGAGUCUUCAAACUGGAGUUGUUUUUGCCCGAAGAGUACCCGAUGUCUGCACCGAAAGUGCGGUUUAUGACCAAAAUAUAUCACCCGAACAUCGAUAAGUUGGGCCGAAUCUGCCUCGACAUCCUCAAAGAUAAGUGGAGUCCAGCCCUUCAGAUCCGAACGGUGUUGCUGUCAAUUCAAGCGCUUCUGUCGGCUCCCAAUCCGGACGACCCGCUCAACAACGAUGUCGCCGAGCAGUGGAAGGUUAAUGAAGCCGAGGCUAUCAGGACUGUGUAUUGUCAGCGAUUGCUUCAGCGGUCCAUUAGGCAACUCCUCACAGUCACCACACGCACCAACACUACCAUUCACUGUCAAUUGACACCCUUUCCACCCAUUGGUGCCAUCAGAUCCCUUUCCCACGACAUGACAUUCGUGUAUCCGUUAGCCAGAAGAGACGAGACCAUCAAUGAAGUGAUUCACGGCAUUGAGGUUAGUGAUCCGUAUCGUUGGUUAGAAGAGUCGGACAGUUCGGAGACGAAGGCCUUCAUCGAUGGCCAGAACGCCGUUACAAUGCCUUACAUUGAGUCGUGUGUUGAUCGGAACCAAAUCAAAGACAGAUUGACUCAAUUAUGGGAUUAUCAACGAUACGGGUGUCCAUUCAAACGCGGAGACAAUUACUUCUAUUAUAUGAAUACUGGUCUUCAGAAUCAAUCAGUUCUUUAUGUGAUGGAAGCGCUGGACUCGAAACCCAACGUAUUUCUAGACCCGAAUGAGUUGAGCGCAGACGGGACCACAAGUCUCAGUGUCACCUCUUUCUCAGAGGAUGGCCUGUGGUUUGCUUAUGGAUUAAGCGAUUCCGGCUCCGAUUGGGUUCGCAUUCGCAUACGGAGUGUCAACACAGGCGAAGAUUGUGCCGAAGAGCUAACGAAAGUGAAAUUUACUUCCAUCGCGUGGACUCACGACAAUAAAGGCUUCUUUUAUGCGUGUUACCCGGAUCACAAUGAGAAGAGCGAUGGCACGGAAACAACGGCCAAUCUAUUCCAGAAGUUGUAUUACCAUCGGAUUAACAGCGAUCAGUGCGAAGACACACUUGUGGUACAGUUCAAAGAGCAGCCCAACUGGAGAGUUGGAUGUGCAGUUAGUGAUUGCGGUCAGUUUUUACACGUUUAUGUGAGGGAGAGCUGCCAGAACUGUCUCUGGUAUUAUUGCCACCUGAAUGGUGUGGCCAUCGAUUGUGAACUGAAGUUAAUUGCAAUCAUAGAUGAAUUUAGCGCAGAGUAUGAGUACGUGACGAAUGACGGCCCCAUAUGUUAUAUGCGUACAAACAAAAACGCCCCCAACUUUCGACUCGUCAAGAUCGACCUGAACCGGCCAUCCAUUGAUAAUUGGGAGGAUCUCAUUGCAGAGCACCCUAAAGAUGUGUUGGACUGGUGUUCGGUCGCCAACGACGAUGUAAUCAUCAGCUGUUAUAUACGAGAUGUGGUGAAUAUCCUCGAAUUAAGAUUACUAUCAAACGGGUCACUCGUCAAGAAUUUGAAUGUACCGAUCGGUUCAAUAACCGGAUUCUCUGGCAAACGACGACAAAAGGAGAUAUUUUAUUACUUCACAUCUUUCUUGACGCCGGGAAUUAUAUAUCACUUUGACUUUGUCGGUGAGCCAACGGUUUUCAAGGAGAUUAAAGUUCGAGACUUUGACGCUUCGGUAUAUGUGACGAAACAGAUUUUCUACGACAGCAAAGACGGAACCAAAAUUCCUCUUUUCGUGGUUCACCACAAAGACGUGGUCCUGAACGGAGACAAUGUGUGUCUACUGUACGGUUAUGGAGGAUUUAAUAUAUCAAUUCAGCCGUCGUUUAGUAACCAACGCGUUCUCCUAAUGAAGAAUUUGAACGGAAUCUUCGCUUUGGCUAACAUUAGAGGAGGCGGUGAAUACGGCGAGAAAUGGCACGAUUCGGGCAAACAAUUGCAAAAACAGAACGUCUUCGAUGACUUCUUGGGAGCCGCACAACACCUCAUUGACAACCAAUACACCUCUCGCCGCAAACUCAUCAUUCAAGGCGGCAGUAAUGGAGGUCUACUUGUGGGUGCAGUCGCUAAUCAGAGGCCCGACUUGUUUGGAUGUGUCAUCUGUCAUGUGGGAGUGAUGGACAUGUUGCGCUUCCAUAAAUUCACUAUUGGCCAGGCGUGGUGUUCUGACUACGGCAACCCCGAUGAGGCCAUACACUUCCAUAAUGUUCUCAAAUAUUCACCGCUCCAUACAAUCCCAGACCCACCGCAACCAUAUCCGGCCACUCUAUUACUGACAGGCGAUCACGACGACCGUGUGGUGCCUUUGCAUUCGCUUAAAUUCAUCGCUCAAUUACAGUACAAAUUGGGCGAAAGCAACGCUAAGACACCGCUUAUGAUCCGAGUGGACACUAAAGCAGGACAUGGAGCCGGGAAACCGACCGCCAAAAUGAUUGAAGAGCUGACAGACAUCUACUCAUUCAUUGUGAAUGCACUUCAACUUCAAAUGAAGACAUGAUUUGUUGCAUGACUUGUGACACAAUUUAUUUUCUUAUUAAACAACUUUUACAAUAAUUAGAAAUA